UUACUUGAACACUUCAACAAAAUUCAACAUUUACUGCCUAACUCAAUCAUUAAUUGCUUUAUAAAUUUGUACUAAUUAGAAUCAAAUGUAUCAUGUUCAUUAAUACUUCAACAUAAUAUCUCACUGUCUUUUGAGGAUAAUUCUUGAAAUUUCCCUUAUUCAAAACACUAUACAUAUAUAUAUCAUCUCUCUUUUGAAGAUUAUACCGCGAAUAUGAAACAUUUCAUUCAAUCAAUCUCUAAGGCAAUCUAGUCGAGUUCAAAUCAGAAACAAUGAAACAUGCUGCCAUUUCUGCCCCCAGGGCCUCAAAACUGACCAGAUAUGCUAGUGCAAGUAAUGCAUCAGUAGACUCAACUACAGAAAGCAAGAAAUGCUUCAAAGGGCAUGGUAUGUUGGCACCUUUCACAUCUGGGUGGCAAACAACCGAAUUAGGUCCAUUGGUGAUAGAUAAGUCUGAGGGUUGCUACGUGUAUGAUAUCGAUGGCAAUAAGUAUCUUGAUUCUCUUGCAGGCCUGUGGUGCAAUGCCUUAGGAGGAAAUGAAGCUCGACUUGUUGCUGCUGCGACUGCGCAGUUGAAUAAAUUGCCGUUCUAUCAUUCUUUCUGGAAUAAAACUACCAAAGUGUCUUUAGAUCUUGCUGAGGAGCUUUUACAGACUUUUACAGCACGAAAAAUGGCAAAAGCCUUUUUUGUAAAUAGUGGAUCAGAAGCUAAUGAUACUCAGGUGAAGCUGGUUUGGUACUACAACAAUGCCCUUGGAAGACCUAAGAAGAAAAAAAUUAUUGCUCGAAUGAAUUCAUACCAUGGUACUACUCUUGUAGCUGCUAGCUUAUCAGGGCUUCCUCCAAUGCAUCAGCAAUUUGAUUUGCCAGCUCCUUUUACUUUGCACACUGAUUGUCCUCAUUAUUGGCGGUAUCAUCUUCCAGGUGAAACGGAGGAGGAGUUUGCAACCAGAUUGGCAGAUAAUCUAGAAAAUCUUAUCCUCAAAGAAGGACCAGAGACGAUUGCUGCAUUUAUUGCUGAGCCUGUCAUUGGAGCAGGCGGUGUAAUACCUCCCCCAGCAACAUACUUUGACAAGGUUCAAGCAGUACUGAAGAAAUAUGACAUCCUCUUUAUUGUGGAUGAGGUUAUCUGUGCAUUCGGAAGACUUGGAGAAAUGUUUGGUUCUGAUAAAUACAACCUUAAACCAGACAUGGUUUCCAUGGCCAAGGCUCUAUCUUCAGCUUACAUUCCUAUUGGAGCCAUUCUUAUAAGCCCUGAAAUCUCAGAAGUUAUCUAUUCUGAAAGCAACAAACUUGGUUCCUUUUUCCAUGGAUUUACGUAUUCUGGGCACCCGGUCUCAUGUGCUGUUGCACUUGAAUCAUUGAAGUUGUACAAGGAAAGAAAUAUUGUUGAGCGAGUAAGAAACCUUGCACCAAAAUUUCAGGACGGAAUGAGAAUUUUUGCUGACAGUCCUAUCAUUGGGGAGAUAAGAGGAACUGGCUUAAUUCUUGCAGUUGAAUUCACUGACAAUAAGUCACCAAACAAUCCAUUUCCUUCUGAAUGGGGAAUAGGUACAUAUUUCGCGACACAAUGUCAGAAAUACGGUAUGAUAGUUCGUGAGGCCGUUGAUAAUGUUAUGCUAUGCCCUCCACUAAUCAUCUCUGAGGAAGAAAUUGAUGAGUUAAUUAGCACAUUUGGAAAAGCACUUAAGGAUACUGAGGAUAGAGUGAAGGAACUCAAAGCUCAGAAGCAGUCUAAUUGAUUAAAAAUGAACUACUUUCAAGUUUCAACUCAGAAGAAUUGAAGGUGGCCUAGAAUUGGCCUUGUAAUCAUUAUUGUAACAACAAUAUAUAAAAGCAUCAUUUCCCCUUUAAUUAUCCUUUUUUACUGGUCUCGUCUAGAGUUAAUAGUUGCAUAAAAUCCAUUAUUUGAAAUAAUUGCAAUUUUUUUUAUGUAUAGCGUAGUACAUUAGUAACUUUACUGAAGGAUUGAAGAUCAGGGUCUCUUUGUAAAAUCCUAUUAUAUCUUUAAUGUUGAGAGAUAAGAACAACGAGAAAAUAAAUUCUAAAUAGAGGAACUAAUUAGUUUGGUAUUAAGACUAUUAACCCAAAA
This is a messenger RNA of Chenopodium quinoa (quinoa), 2092 nucleotides long. Its product is annotated as gamma aminobutyrate transaminase 3, chloroplastic-like. Gene Ontology annotation, molecular function: S-adenosyl-L-methionine:8-amino-7-oxononanoate transaminase activity; pyridoxal phosphate binding. The coding region runs from base 273 to 1742 and encodes 489 amino acids. The transcript is spliced from 19 exons. NCBI's taxonomy places the organism in Eukaryota, Viridiplantae, Streptophyta, Magnoliopsida, Caryophyllales, Amaranthaceae. Gene Ontology annotation, biological process: biotin biosynthetic process. The record is from RefSeq and is a predicted model, not a curated record.